Molecule: messenger RNA, 3871 nt
Organism: Teleopsis dalmanni
Lineage: Eukaryota; Metazoa; Arthropoda; Insecta; Diptera; Diopsidae
Gene: stumps
Exons: 8
Coding region: 168-3839 (1223 amino acids)
Cellular component (GO): cytosol
Molecular function (GO): fibroblast growth factor receptor binding; transmembrane receptor protein tyrosine kinase adaptor activity
Source: RefSeq, a predicted model, not a curated record
CUGUAAACAACAAAACCAUCGAGCUUUUUUAGUGUAAACAUUGUAAGUGCGGAACAAUGCCACAAUGCUGAAGUGCAGAGUGAAAAUAUAAAGGAGCGAUAUUUUCCGAAGCCAGAACAACAUACAAAGUUAUCAGAUUCUAACGACUUGGGAUACCUUACAUCAAAAUGUUUGUUGCCGUGGAUAACACAAACACCUUCUUCUCAGAUAAUCCAUAUUAUUUUUACAAUGACAACAAAUCGCCGCGUACUCCAGACUCACAGAGCUCUAGUAAAGGAUUUUCCAUAUUUAAAAGACGUAAUUCAAAGGGAAACAGUCCAAGAGUUGUGCUGCCAGAGCAAUUGCGUCUAAUAACAUCAGCUAAUCUUGAUUCUGCUGCAACAAUUGCAUUAGGUAGCCCGCGCGGUAGUUUUGGUUCAUUAAGCGCUUUCAGUCAUCAAACAUUUGAAUUGCAACCAUUGGUGCAUCCACGUCAACGUUCAUCGAACUCACAUUCAGAAUCAUUUCGCGAACGUUUGGGUUCAUAUAAUGAAUCCUCCGCAUGUACGGAAAACGAUGGCAUCUUUAAUGUAUCGCCAGCAAGCAAACAUCAUCAUCAUACAUUACCAAGCAGUGGCAUACGUCGUCACUCGUUUGGCAAUUGGCGGCAAAAUAGUGAACGCCAUUUGCAACACAAAAAUGCUGCGCUUACAACACCGGAUGAAGUGCCAAAUAUGAUGGCUCCAAGGCCACCAGUAAUAUCACCAAAUAAAUAUCGUGGCUUACAUAGGAGAAGGGAUAACUGCGGUACUGUGAGCAACUCACCUGCUGCCAAUUUCGGUUCGCCAUAUAACAUGGACGAUAUUCUGAUUGUGACGGCCAAGCACAGUGAACGUGCAAUUGUACGUGCAAAUUUUCUAAAAAAUCAUUUCGACAAAAUUACCAAACAACGUGGACGAAAACCAUUCAACUUUCUGCAUAUUAAAAUCGAAGAUGGUCCUUUCAGUGAUGAGAUCGCAAACAAAUAUCAGAAUACAGCACUACAAAUUGUUAUUUUGUGUCCCGCUCUAUUGGCACUUUCACACUCUUUUCUCAUGACCCAACUCUCUGCGAUUAUACGCGUUGAGAAAGUUUUAGGCAUUCUACUGGAUGUCAGUGAGGAAAAAGUUAGAGAAAUUCAAAAGACAGCUCUUCCAAGUUACAAUAAAUGGCGUCGCUGUGUUUUACGUGAUAAUGAGCAGGCACAAAUAAGUAAUAUUCUUGGUAUAGCAACAGAUAUACUAGGACGUGCACUUUGCCAACGCCCACCAUGUCAUGACAAUAGCAAUAGCAUUUCACGUAGUUUUUCCAGCUGUUCAGAAGGUUUCACCAUACUGCCAAAGAAAGUUAAAAUUGGUCAAAAUAAGGUAGUGGCUAUGUUAGUGGAACCAUUAGAAAAGGAUGAUAUACUAAAAAUCGUAGUUGAAAAGUCUGGAGAACUAAUUGAAAUCCGUAAUUUCAAGUGUCGCAAUCCAUACACUAUACAAUUUUCUGUACCAGAAAGCUGCAUGGAAAUUUCUACAAUGGUUGAGAUACGCAUCGAAAAGAAUGAUAAGAGUCUCGGUGCUCGUCCCAUUAAAUGUGAAAGUCGCUUACGUGAACUAGAACAGCUAUUACGCACUGAAGAUUCGCCCAUUGAGUUUAUGUGUCAUUCAUUGGGAAUUGGCGCAACAGAACGCGAUGCAUUAGAUUUGCAUUUAUUGCAGUGCUUUCAAAAAAAUAUGCCACCCAAUUUUCAUUUACUGAAUGGUCCAUAUGAAAAACAAAAUUUCCUCACAAUACGCGAAUCCAGCCCAGAAGAAUAUCCCACUUUGUUACAUUUUGCAGCACGUUGGGGCUUAAAUCGCUUGUGCAUACAAUUGAUGGAAUGCCCUGGUGGUGAUACCGCCUGUGGCAUACGUAACUGUGCUGGCAAAACUCCUGCUGAGCUAUCCGAUCAAGAAGGUCAUCAUAAAUUGGCACAAAAUAUUGUGAGCUUCUCUGAAUUUCAUGAACUAACGACAAUGUAUCAUUACUUUAAAGGCAUUGGCAAUACUAAUACCCCAGGCGGUCCAACUAUUAAUGGUAAAACAAAUGCCAAUAAAGUUAUUAUUGAGGCUGUUAAAUCUACUACACCCUCAUCUCCGAAAAUAGUGCCAAAUAAACCUCAAAGAGGUCAUGAUGUCGCUCCUGGCCCAACAGCUGAGUAUAUGGAAAUGUCAAGUGGAUCUGAACGGGAAAAUACUCCAGACACGAAACCAAAAAUAGAAACUUUGGCUAUUUCAAAUUUAAAUUAUAUCAGCGUCGAAACUGAAGAUGAAAAUUUGCAGGGUUCUUCAGCAGAUGUGUAUAAAAACUUUGAUACCAAUAAAGUUGUAACAGGCCCAGAAGAAACUACAAAUGAACUCUGUAUUAAUGAGCCACCAUACUUUGAAUCGAAAGAACAAAAUAAAUCCAUUGAUGUUAUUGAUUCACCCUACCAAACUGACAAAUUCAGUCAGGAGUGCUCACAAUUAUUAGAAAACUGUAGCAAUAUCGCUAAUGGCAAUGAUUAUGUGUUACAACCUUCCAAUAUACCAGUAAUUAACAAAACCGCCACGAAUGCUGGUGCAAUAAUGGAUGAUGGUAACUACCUAUUUCAACCUUCGAAUCGUCCAGUGGAGGAAGAACUUUUGCCACAAACCCGUAACAGCCUUAAUCGCGUAAACGGCUCAACACAUCGUUUAGCAAAUAAUCCAACUUAUGGUACAUUAAAACGCUCUGCCUCUGAUGCCUCCAGCUCGACUCGUUCAAAUGCAGACGAUGAACUUGCUGAGAUAAUGCACGAUUUUAAGAAUAAUGUUCUAUCCAUACGCGAUGUAGAACUACUGGUUGAAAAAUGGAAACAUCGUAACGAUGUGCAACAAAGUUUCCGUGAAAAACAAGAACAAAUCGAACAAUUACGUAAAGAAUACGAACGCAUACAGGACCAAGUAAAGUCUCAAAUGAAACGUGAAACUCCUUUCGAGAAACUCAAAAAACUGUUUUCACGUCAUAAAUCAACGCCGCAUUUAGCAGAUAAAAACUCUUGUGCCGAUAGUGUACUGGAUGAAACCAAAUCUUCCAUAACCACUAGCUCAAGUUUCAAGUCUUCUCAGCGUCCCAUAAGCUCUCUAAGCUUACAAAGUGUUUCAUCAUCUUCCUCUUCUGGUAGAUUAAGUACAGGCAGCAAUUGCAGUGGUACAUCAUUAGGUGAUUCCGGCACACAUUCCGACCAUGAAGAACUGCGUCGAUUUGGUUGUCGUAUUGGUUCACCUGGUUCACUUAUGGAUAAUUAUCUUAUACCACCACCACCACGACCAGUAUUUACACCAAACUCCACACCUGGAGAUGAAAAACAUCAAAUUGUAUUUCCUUCUCCAAUGUCAUCCUGCCAACGUUUAAAUACCCCAACUAGUCCAACUGGUUCUGAACACUACCAAAUUUUUCCAUCAAAUAUACCAGUAUACACAAGUCAAAAUCUCUCCACAUCACAGAGUAGCAGUUACUUAAAUACAAUCAUGGAAGCUAGAGAACAAGAUCAUCAGUAUCAAAAUGGUGUGACCUUACAGCCCAUCAAAGUCAAUGAACGUUCCAAUAUUAUAUAUGGUAAGCUAACGAAGGCUUCACCAACUUGCAGCUCUUUCAAGCCCAAGCAACAGGCAACCCCACAAGUAGCACAACUGGAAGUGCAGGCAGAGGUUUAUCAAAAUGUUGGAGAUAAUGUGGAGACUGAUGCUCUUAAGCAGAACAAUAAAACGGAGAAGGAAAUAGAUAACGAUAAUGAAAUUCAGGACGAUGAACACAACUAUAUGAAUUGUUAAACCAUAUUAAUUAAAAAUAAUAUAUUUUUAAA